GUGUGUGUGUGUGUGUGUGUGUGUGUGUGUGUGUGUGUCACCAAGUAUGGGCCAGAGCCACGGCUGUGGACUCUCAAGUUGGCAGCUAUGCGCAAUGCUCAAGGACAAUGGGCAGAGGUGGCGUCUGUACACGGCCAUCGUGGAAGGCGACUGCGUGGCCGUGGAACAGAGCGCUAGCAUGUCGCCAAAGCUUGUGACCAAGGCGCUCUUCUUUCACAGCCGCCUCACUCCGCUGCACGUCGCGGCCAUGGCGGGCCAAGUCGACGUAGCUGCACUGCUCAUCCACAAGGGAGCCAGCGUCAACUGUAGCAGCUGCAAUGGAGGACAGACUCCGCUCAUGCUCGCCUCCAAGUCGGGAAAGCACGACUGCGUCGAUUAUCUCCUACAGCAUGGCGCGAAUGUGCUCUUGUUUGACACAUCUCAUUCCAGAACCUGCCUCCACUACGCUGCUAAAGCCGGUCACGUCGAAUGCAUCCACAGGAUUCUGUUGGCAGCGAAAUGUGCUCCAGUUGCCGAGUCGUGGAAAUUCGUCAGGUUUGUCAACACGAGGGACUCCAAAGGUAUCACGGCACUACACCUAGCCGCCAGGGGAGGCUAUGUGAGGGCGCUUCAGCUGCUGCUCGACAGUGGAGCUCUGGUUUCUGCCACCACCAGCAACACUGGCAAUGGGUCCGGCCACGGAAGCACCCCGCUGCAUUUUGCUGCUCGUGGGGGCUCUCUAGAGACUGUGCAAGAGCUACUCGCCUGGGGAGCCGAUCGCAGCCAGAGAGAUGUUACCGGCUACACUGCUUACGGGAUUGCCAGAAAGCACAACAACGCGUCCUGCACAGCGCUCUUGGAUCCGAGCGUUGCAGAGCCUUUGGUGUGGCCAUCGCCGUGCAAGUUCAUGAAUGCUUUGGAUACAAACACCCGGAGCUUACUCGAGAAGGUGCUGGAGCAGGCCAACCAGGCGAGGGGGCGGGCUCCCAGAAAGAGUGCUGCUGAGAGUGAGAUCGUCAAUGCCAUCAUGACUGAUGACGACCAACAAUUGGAGCAAGACAAGAAGGCCAGCACAGACAGCUGCUGCUGCAUCUGUUUCGAGCACCGGUGCAACAUCGAGCUUCACAAGUGUGGCCACCAAAUGUGCGCGAGUUGCAUCCUCACGCUCUGCUGCCACAACAAGCCCAACCCCGCCAUGCCAUUCUCUCCGCCGCCAGCAUGCCCCUUCUGCAGGACGCCUAUAGAGCGCAUAACUCUCGUGAGCCAGGUCGCAUACUAGUAGCAAGUGAGCUUGGGGUGCUGGUCACGAAAGGUGGCGGACAUUCUGUCCCAGAUGGAGCGAUUGAAGCGGGGGUCGAGGUGGCGGAUGUAGUGGUGCCGUGGCCGCUGAGCCAGAGGUGUGAGUAGCACACCCAGGGACGCGGGGACGUAGAGCCAGGCAGGCAAGCGGUAGCCACAGUGUCCCAUCAGGUCUACAUUGUUCAUGGACCACAUGAGGAACAAGAUUGCGAGCGGAUCCCACUGCGGCAAGCGGUAAAGCCAGAGGGUGACGAGGGAGUAGAAAGUGGUGAUGCAGCAUGCGAUCUCCAGGGCGUCGCCGUAGGCGGUGCCAAAGACGGUGAGUUCGCCACUGUUGUCGUGGUGCCGCCUGUGGAUCCUCCGGUAUGCGCUCUUGGAGCGGUGGAGGAGCGUGUGCACCAGCCAAGAGUGUGCGUCGUGAAGAACCAUGACAGUCCAGGUGAAGAGGAAGCUGCCACAAAUGUCCCACGAGAAAUGGCAUCGCUCCAAGAAACCUUUCCUGAAACACUGAACCAAGUUACAGACCGUGAAGGCACUAUGACCGUCACCUGGCCAAGAACACCAUCGCAACCACGGGCAUGGGCGGCAGAGCAACAGCCCAGAAGCUCUCCAUUCUGUAGCCGGCGCUCUCGGUGCUCACUGGAAUUGAUGCUGUAAGCCUCUCCA
Selaginella moellendorffii is the source of this 1944-nucleotide messenger RNA. RefSeq names its product E3 ubiquitin-protein ligase XB3. Lineage: Eukaryota; Viridiplantae; Streptophyta; Lycopodiopsida; Selaginellales; Selaginellaceae. Gene Ontology annotation, cellular component: nucleus; cytoplasm. Gene Ontology annotation, molecular function: protein binding. The transcript has 7 exons. The record is from RefSeq and is a predicted model, not a curated record. The coding region runs from base 47 to 1258 and encodes 403 amino acids.